GGCGAUGAGAUGGGAAGGAACUAGUCGAUUAUAGAGGAAAAUCUCUGGAAAUGUGAACGCAGUUCGUGUCAGAAUUUCGUAUCAUGCACAUCGUCUUUUUCAUACACUCAGACGUCUAGUUGGCGGUUGCCAAUAAGUAGUGUAGUGCGUAGCCAGUUCGAAGCAAGUGCGCUAGAAUCUCCGAUGAAAUUCGCUAGAAUGCGCGCGAUUUGAUAGUCAGCUUUUGCCUUUUUUCCGGUAGUUUCGGGUUAUUGCUUUCUGUUAUCGGUUUAAUUGACGGAAAUAUGACGUGUUGGUAAAUAUUAAACAUCGCGCAACUGAUGUGCUCGGGCUGAGUUGUGUGUGCGGCUCGGCUGGCACUAAAAAAGAACAGAAGUUCCGUUCAGUGUGAAUAAAAGUCAUGCGAGGAAUGCAAGCGAUGCAAAAUAAACAGUAAAUUUAUACGUGUCGGAAUAAUGUGUUGAUAUUAUGUUGAACUUGCUUUGCUGUGAGAAUUUCCGCAACUCAGUUUUACCGACGACGAGGUUUGGUUUUGAACGGUAAAUAUAACCUUUUUAAAAUAUUUUUUAUCAUGAGCAAGAGGAAAACGAUUGAUAAAGAAAAAAAGUUACGUUGAAAUGAGCAUGAGAAGUUCUAACUAACCCCAUGGGCGAAUGAUCUUGCAGAAAGACAAGCAUAUAAUCGGUGCUACAAAGUGGUAGCAGUUGAAACAAAGUGAAAAAUUUGAUGCAAUACAGUUUUCUACACGUUCCGUGGCCUGCUUCUUGCUAUUUUUCCUCAACUUGUGGAAAAUAAUCAUCACACUGUUUAUGUGUUAGUGCGGGUGAAAAUCGUAAAAGGAACACCACAUCUGACAAGGAGCCGCUUUUCAUCCGGUUACGAAUAUUACGAGUGUGCACAGUGAGUAGCUUUUCAUUCGGGAUAGUAUUGGUACGCGAAGGAUAUACACAGCUGUUGGUUUGGCAGUACUUGUGUGACCAAUUUUUCCCAUUUGUGUGUCGAUGUGAAGAGGUAAUUGUAGUUUAGUAAAACAUACUCUAAAUACAUGACAGCUAAAGGAAAAGAAAAUAUAGCCAAACGCACAUUGUCUGUUUUAUAAAUCACAAAACCGAGCACUGUUAGGAUAUCAACAAAACGUAACAGUUCGACCCAUCAGAAGCUGACAGUCGCAAUCGGACUCAGUCUGACCAAACUCUCCGCAACCCACCCGUACUCGUUGCGAAUGAUAGACAUCUCAUCUGUAACAGAGCAUAGAACAACCGCAACGCAAGACUGCACCACUCAACCCAAACAAUCCGCUCCUGCCAAGCCUUUCCGCUCCGUGCCACCGUGUCCUGAGGACUGACUGAUAUCCGGACCGACGGACGGAGGUCACAUUUUCCGCACUUCCAUCUGCAACGUCAAGGGAAACGAAAACGCAACCGGACCUGCCGCGCAUCUAGGAAGCAAAUUUUUCUUUUCACACCGAUUGCCGGGCACGCUAUCCAGACCCGGAACAACUUGCUGGCGUCGCACCAAUCGUCGACUCUGCGAACAACGCACCGAAGAGCCGUCGUCGACUAGGGUGACAAAUGAAGCGUUCCAAUCGGACGUAAUCUGUUCCAGCGCUAGUGAGACCAACGAACUGUUACCAGAGCGAUACCUCUGGUUACGGAACGCAAAAUCCUACACCGAUCUUUGUCGUAUUUUGGAUCGCAAUGGGAAGUAUUACAUCAGUGGCUAUCGGAAGCUGAAGAGAACUCACAAACGUGAUUACGAUGGCCGGUGUACAGAAGGUAGCCUUGCAAAACGACAAACAGCCAUUGUGCUGCAACGUGCUCCAAGAAAUCUAGGUCAGUUAGGUCACCAGGGGGGAAAAAAGGAGGAUGACGGAGAAGUGUUCAGUUGUGUUCGGCGAUAUAAACAGGACAGUUGGACUUUCACGAGUAGUACUGAAAGAGGAUUAGCGAGCUUAGGUAAAGUAGGUAAUGGUUACUAUUGUGUAAGCAUUCAGUGGUAUUUGGACUAUUUGAGUGAGUGUGCGCACCGUGCGGAGAAACUACGAGAACGGUUUGUUGAGAAAAAAGUGUUUUUCCCGAAGUUACGGACAGUGAUCAAUGUGCAGCGUUCACAGUCAGAAGAGAUAGAACAAGAGGUGGCAUUUCACGAGUUGUUUUCGUCACGAACCACUGUCCGAAACAUUAUUAUGGACAAUCAAGAUACAAGAUUAUAUCAGGAAAAAACUAAAGAGCUGCAAAAUAUUAUUGAUGACUUUUACCGGUUGAAAUUAGAAGCGGGAGAUAUCAAACGCGAGGCGAUUCCAAAAAUCAUCUUGACUGAUUAUUCAUCUUAUUCUACAGAACCUAGCGACAACCUUAUAGACAGUGAAUCCAAAAUAGUGCAUAAUAAUAAUGAAAAUACUUUCACAAAAGACACCAAAAGUGCACAUAGAAACAGUGAUAAUCAUCUGAAUAACAACAGCAGUAACAACUCUGGUUGUUUUCUACAGCCUCAUUUUAUUACCCCAAAACUCGAUAGCCAACUAGAUAUUCCGUCACUGAACGGCUAUCAAAGUGAAGCAAGGCCACCGUAAAUUUUUACAUCUACGAACAGCUGAUCUUUGUGUACCACUAUACAAAUGAUUUGUUAUACCCUUGUCUGCACUAACAAGCACCGCCAUCAUUUUCACCUGCAUCUACCAUCAGCAGUAAGAGCGACCGCCAAGCCAACCGAUAGUGUCCCAGACGAGUAAAGCUUUGGGGCGGCAAACCAUGGUUUCAAUUAUGGAUAUCGAACCCAAAAGACAAAUCUGUGAUAAUCGUGCAACACUGUCGCAAAGUGCUGUUAGUCAAAAAUCAAUCGAUUUGGAAAUUCCGAUUCCACUCAAGUCGCCAACUACAUCGCCCACCUCCCCACUGUCCGGAGCCGGCUCAGGAACACUUUCCCCCACGACGACAACGACGAUCACGGUCGCACCGAGCGUAACCGUGACGGACACCGAGCUGGCCAAACGGGCCAUGAAACUGGACCUGAUCGAGGCCCAGAGUAAUUCGACAGCCAGCGUUAGCGGUACCAGUGGCGCUAGCACGGUUACCACCCGUACCACCACCACACAUUCCUCGACGUCGCAGUCGGCCGGCACCACCACCACCGCCAUCAUCAUGAAGCACCGGAAGCUGAAGGAGCGCACGUUCAGCGAUGAACUCGGAUCGCCAAAGUCACCGGCGGCGGCAAUAGACGAUCGCAAGGCACUACGGGACGCAUUAUACCAAGGCAUCUUUCACCGGCACCGGCGAACCAUCUUCGCCGUCGGCAGUUUUUUGCGGAUGCUGAAAAGUCGCAGCUCCAGCUACAACACCAUUCGUAGUUCUUCGGAGGGUGAGGAUGACACACGAUAAACCGAAAGGCAACCGAAAGUGAUUGCUAAAUAAAACAAAAUGAUACAGGUAAACUUAUGAUCGAAAGAAGCCUGCCUCCCCCAGAUGAGAGGUCCACAUUAAACACUAGACGAUUAGAUUAGAUGAGGAGGGGUUAGAUGCGAGGAAGCACCACUAGAGCCACAUGAAGAAAAUGCAGUGUUAGAGUUUUAUGGUCAUUAGACGGUUAGCAAGCAAGACCAUCAACUUAAACGUGUUAACCCUUUAUAGAACGGAACCAUAAGUGGCAAUUGCUCGCUGGAAGAUAAGAUGAAAAUGCUUUCUAAACAUUAGGUUUUUCGUUCGGUCUUAGUACCGGAACCAAUUUGAUACAGGCUAUUUCCGAAUCGAACCAAACAACUAUUGGGCUGUUAUUUUACAUCAUUCAUUAGCAUAUGCGUUCCAUAGUACGCUAUUAGGGUAAAGACAUAAAUAACGUAAGUUAGUAGAUACUGAAGCGUUGUUAGCAGUUAUCCUUUUUGACGAUCCUACAAGCCGUUAUGACCAUUUUUUGCACUUGUUUUCAUGAAAGUUGAAAACAAACUCCCUAAAUUAGUUGCAUGCGGUAUACAGUAACGGAGUAAACAGGAAACCUCCUGCCGUGCGGUACGCUAAAUGGUAAAACCUUGUAAGACGGUUCAGUUGGCUGGAGGCACUAUCAAGGUUAGUUUGUAGUUGCCUGCGUAAUAAGAUAAAAUUUGAUACGUAAUUCAUUGAAUUCAAGGAUGAAAGAGUUGUACUGCACAAGCAAUUUUCAUUUCAGGUAACCUUCUUAGCUCUACUUAGAACGGAACCAUCAAACGUGGAAAAAAACAGAAAGCACUGUACAUUUUUUUCUCGUUCAAAGUUUCAUUGUUAAUUAGUGGAGACGCAUGGUGUUAGAUCAAAUUAUGAAGACGCAUUGUUAUAUGUUUCCUUAUCGCUCCAAAAGUCAACAACAAGUCCAAUCAAACUGUCGAUUAAUUUUCAGUAGAAACCUGAGAUUCAUGUAAAUUAUAACAUCGACAAUAUUAAACCGACAACGGAAGAAGACCUCCCCAAGCUUUCAAGAAAUUUGCCGGAGAAGCUUCCUGUCAACUGCCAGCCAUCACGUUGCCUGGAAGUGCAAAUACAUUUUCCCAUCUCAAUCAAACUGUGCUGGACCAGAUACCGAAUGAUUUACAUACGUAGACGUUCAAUACCUCGUUUAUACAAAAGCAUUUUCCUAUCAAAUCGCACAACAGGCAACAGCCGUGGGAUCAAUCAUGCUGGUUGUAUACAAAACCUUAUGAACAUUGAAUUUAUCAAUCCAACAUCCGCCGACCUGUCUCACACCCCGAUCAGCAACCGUAUGAUAUUGCCAGCUUCGCUUGGCCGGAAAAUGAUGAAUCUCAAAUUUCAGUCCACCGGCACACAAUCGACUAGCGCUUCCAUGCGCUUUGCACUGGCCUUGAACUAGCGGUAGCAGUAACGAUGCUACUAACUGCUGCUAGUACAGCUGGCAAAACGAACACAAAAAAAAAAUCGCUAGCCUGUGUUGGCUUACCAUACCCACCGGUCGCCGCUAGCGGAUAAAUCACGCAAGGAAACAGCAAUUCCCGUCCACGUACAUAUGAUACAACAAAGGUGCGGGGUGAAACAGAGUGAAAUGUGUGUCGUUAUUUUUUCGAUGUUCACAUUUUUUCCUAAAAGAAACGUGAAAUUUUUUUAGCGGUAUUCUCAUGGAUGUUGACUGUAAUAAAUAUUAUUGGAAAAUUUUAAGGUUUCCCAGUUAAGACGAAAGCUCAGUCACUUGAGUUUCGCGUUCUAAAUAGUUAGACGCUAUUGCUGUUUGUUUUUCUCUGAUAAGAAUAAAUUAUUGUUAUUAUGUUGACUACGCAAACGGUUGCCUUUUUCAACUGUUUUGGAUUUUGCCUCAAGUUGCACAAACUAAUUUAAUCUACUUUUUCAGUCAAGCAGUUUAUUCCACAUGGGUUUGAGAUACACUCUAUAAAUUUUCAUGAUUUUCUAGAAGAUAACAAAAAAGUUACACCUUCUCCAAAUUUUCUUAAGUGCUCUAGAAAUUGUUUUCUUACAAAAAAAUGUCAAUUUGAUGAGAUUUGUAGUCUUCCAGUUAUGAUUGUUUCAACAAAUAAAGACUAGUAUUCUUUGUUGAAUAACAUUGGAAUCUAACAAAAAUACUAAUUUUUAUCAUUUCAUCAAGUCCACAGUUUCGUUGGAUUCACGGGAAGGUGUUUUUUGACCGUGAUAAAAUCGAAGCAGCACUCUAUCUGCAAAAAAAUGUUCAAGUCGCAAAAAGAUGAUACAAAACAAGUGCUUUUAGCAUGUUAAGCUGGGGUAUUCUUUUUUUAUUCGCAACGUAAUAUUUUUUCGAUCAUUUCAUUAAACCCACUAGUAACCCACUAGUAAAGGCUUUUAGUUUUAUUGCUGCCUCUUUAUUGACAAUAAACCACUGCAUAUUAACCAAUUAUGGAUCGGACCAAGAUCUCGACUAGCAAAUGAUGAACUUCCAAAAUUAUAUUGCUUUUUUAAAAAAUAAAUGUGAAAAUGUGUUAAAUGUGUUAAAAUUUUCAUAUCGAUCGAUUAAACUAUAUUUUUUCCGCCCGAUAUUUUAAGUUAUCAUACAGUAGAAAAUUGACUUUUUCAUUCUCGUGAGAUGCCCAGUUUAAUUCUAAAAAUAUAUCAAAACAUGAUAUUUGUAGGAAAUUUUCUGGGAAAAACUCCUCUAAAGAUCGUAAGACGCUACGAUGUUUGUAGCGAAAGUUAUUUACCUCAAACUGAUUGAAUAUCAGACAAGCGGCUCAGCAUUGAACUUUUCUAGCAACACUGCUGCAGUAUGCUGCUGUCCAGGCCUUAUAUUUUCGAAACAUAAUAAUAAAUCUGAAUAUUUCGCACAUUCAUUUCGAUUCAAACAGUUUCAUUUGAUUCAAUUCAGCUACUGUCAUCGAAUUACGAUGAACAUGUUCACUGUCAAACAGAUUUGGUUACAGAUUUCUGUCUGGCUCAUUUCAAAUGAAACUGAUGACAAAUGACAGAAACACUGACGCAUACUAUGACACUUUCCUGAAGUGAUUGGAAAUUAGCACCGCAUCAUGUCAUUCGAUGAUAGUUUUCUUGCACCGCAAGACGCAGUAGGCACGUUAAUGGCAUCCAAUACGCAAGUUCCGCAAGUUCCGAGCAUUAUUUCGGAGAUUUUUUUCUGUUGAUCACAUGCGCCCCCCUAGCCACUUCGGGUUGCGAAACUAAUAUUAGCGUCCUCCAUUUCAUAUUGUCAUGAUUUUCCUAAUUUCCUCUUCCCUCUAUAUGUGUGAAGUACUGUAAGGAAACACCCUGUCUCCGUUAGUGCUCAUUGCCAUUUUAACAGUAGUCAAGUGAUAGUGACGCUGUUAUUCUUCGCUUUCAUUUGAAAAUCCUUUCAUUCCUUUCCAAGCCCUUCAAUUGGGUUGUUUAGCUAAUCACGAGUUUCUGAUUUUUAUAUAUCAGUAGAAGAAUGUAAUUUUCUGAGCAAAACGUGAUUUUUUCAAAUUUCAUUGGGGAACUGCUCCAUUAUUCAUCUCAGCCCAUAUAUUCAUCUCAUACAACAUGAAAACACAAUUGAAAACAGGAAAAAACGCAUAUUUUCUAGCUGAAUCAAUCUGCUAAUCCAUAGAAUGGAUUCUUCUUAGUUCACUUUAGAUUUCUUAUAAAAUAGAAUACUCAAAAACUCACUUAAAAGCUCUAAAUUUGACAUUAUGGUCGGGCAUCUGCACUCGAAAACUCAUUUAAUUCAAUCACUUACCUCAGAAAACAAAAUCCGCGCAGAACAAUUUCUGUACGGCUACAACGGCACUCGUUCAGCAGCCAACCAGUUUUUUUUUUUGUCACUAGCGGACCAUUUUUUAUUUUAAUCACUAAACAAAAACACUCACUACACUAAGAAUACUUUAAUCUUUGAAAUGUUCACCUCAAAUUUCCAAAAACAAGCUUGAAUUAGCAGAAAUAUAUGAGAUGAAUUUCUUCAAUUCCAAAAUUGCAACUGUAUGUAUUUUCAUCUCUUUUCACUGCUUUGAAGAAAAUCAAAAGUUGCCAAAUCAGUUUCUGUUAAUACGAAAAAAUCAUACUGAAAAUAUUGAUUUGUUCCGACAUAAUUGAUAUAAAUCUACAGCACUGUAGUGGUUACCUUGGUUACCAUUUUUGCACGUAAACAACUACAGCGGAUAUCUAGGUAACCUACUACGACGGGCUGCAUCUACGUUCAUUCAUGAUAAUGUGAUUCAUUCAUGAUUAACAGUGUGAUGGAUAUGGGGGCGUCGUGAGAUGAAGAAUUGAGCAGUGAUUUAAGUUUUGAGAUGGAUAUGGAAACGUUGUGAAAAAUGAUUUGUUUUACAAAAUUCAGCAUAAUUCUAGCUAAGUUUACUAAAUAUACAAUGCUGAAAGAUUCCAUAAGAGCACGUAAGCGUAUUCUGUUUAUUUGUUCAAUGAUUUCGUUACAAUUUGGUAUUCAAUCCGUGCAUUCUCCGUGAAUAUCGGCUUAAUGAGAUGGAUGGAGCAGAUCCCCUAUCAUCGUCUUUCGACUUUUAAAUGAAGAAUAAAUAUCGCUCUAAAUCGCUACAGUUGAUACAUGGGCGAAAUGCAGCUCUUUCAGAUAAUAUAAAAAACGGAUAUAGCCCAAUUCAAUUCACAAUCCAAUUGUCAAAAUAUUCCAAAUGAAUGUAAGAGUAUUCGAGUAGUUUUCGUUUGACUCAAAAAGUGCUCGAAAAUGAAACAAAUGUUAUUCAGUUGAAAGCAUAAUUGCAAGAUGUUUUUGAAAAAUGUCUGCAACUACUUGAAAAACCAGAAAAAUCUUCUUGAAAUUCGAUAAAAAAAAUUAUCCGUGACCAAAAAAACUAUGUGCUCUCGCAAACAAAAGUCUGCAAAAAUCUGCAAUCAUUUUGAGACAGUCUGCGCAAAUACAAGGAGACUCUGACAAAAACCGCGGAAACUAUGAAGAAAUUUUAAAUCAAUAAAAAAUCUGCAGAAGAACUCUAAAAAUCUGCUUUCGCGGACAUAUCUGCACAUCUGGUAUCCCUGGUUGAAAACGACAGCGUCACCAUAGACCAUUGUACGAGACGUUUCAAAACUCAAUUCAUUAAUGAAAUUUUGACAGGUAUCCCUGAACAACUGAAAUAACGCACGUAAAAGCCUGGGGGGUGACAACUGGCUUCUUACUCUUCUUCAUCGCCCACCUCGAUGAUUCCUGUUGUAUUUUUCGCAAGUGCUGCCAUUCACACGGAAAAUGCUUAAAAGUUUCAAUUACUUUUUAUUUUUUUACUGACAUCAUGCACAAUUUCUCCUACAGGCGAUAGAUUUACCGUCUUAAAAUUACCGGAGAUUCCCCGCCGGCCUAGUCUUUAAUUUUCUUUAAAACGAACGAGUAUUCAAUCGAUGAUUAUAGUUCAUUCAUUGAACUACCUGAAUUUUACUCUCCGCACAAGAAAUGUGUUUCAACAGGUAUAUUCUAAAUUUAAUAUAGAACGAAUUCAAAAGUGGUAAUAAGCUGCUAAUACUCAAUAUACUUCCGACAUUGAGCAACGAUAUAUCGUUUGCGUGCUUCAUGCAAAACCGUAUCCACUCCUCGCGCACUUUUGAAUCUUCUGGAAAUUGAUAUAAGUGGUGAUCCAAAUGGGAUCUCUUAGUACGCCCGUAUUUGUACGCUGUGCACUUUGAUUUGAAUGUUCACAUUAAUAUUCUAGUUAAUAACAGGUGAAAUCAUUAAUAAACCAUAUAUCGGUUCAACAAAAACAUGUUGUUCGGCAACACUGCCAAAAUCAAAACAUUAAUCUGUGAUGAACAAUUUUAACGCACCCGGGGUUUUCAAUUUCAACCAAUCAGCGAGUGGUUUCCAAAGUGGAUGCAAAUCUACACCCACUUGUCUCCCGUUAGCUAAAAGCUCAAGAUUUCAAAUGAACAGAUUUGUCUGCAAAACGCAGAUUUUUAGAGUCCGUGUGCAGAUUUUUAUCGAUUUUCAGAUAUUUGCAGUUUACCACAGUUGCUGCAAAUUUUUUCAUAGUCUCCCUAUAUUUGCGCAGAUUUUCUCAAAAUGUGUGCAGAUUUUUACAGACUUUUGCCUUCGCGAGGGAACUUUUUUUCGAAUCACGGAAAGAUUUCAGAUUUCGAGCACAUUUUUCCGGUUUUUCGAGCAGUUGCAGACAUUUUCCAAAAACAUCUGGUAUCUCCUACAUCAAUAUCAACAUUACAAUUACAUUUGUCAUUUCGUAAAAUGGUCUAUAGCUUGACAAUUGUCAAUUAAAGUGACUUUGUCAGGUUCUGGCUGCUGUUGUUUGGUCUCAACUGAACAUUUCACAAAUUUACAUAUUUGUUGUAGGACCCAUAAGGAACAUAAAAAGUGCAUUAGAGCUGAUAUUUAUUUUUGCCCCCAUCCUAGUCACCAUUUCGAACACAUAUGUGUCUGUAUUAUUCGACUUUCUUUCACUUUUUGACGUAGGAUUACGUCUUAUGGCAACAGGAGGGGUGUUAAAUUGAAAAUCUAAACAUGGAGAGCGUCACGAAAAUUGUCCGAUUUCAAAGACUCAGUUAAUUUUAAAUCAAUUUCUUUCAUUCUUUCAGUGAUCUAUUGGAAAAUAAGUUACACGUUCACAAAAAUGUGUAUAAUUGUGAUUGUAUGAGGCUAACUAUUGAACUAUUAAAAAAUGAGAACUUUGUUUUGAACGCUGAUUUCCACCGCAGAGCUGAAAACAUGACCAAAUACCGUCCAAUAGGUAUUUUCGGAACCGGGAUGACUUCCGGUUUCUGGAAACAGCAUAGAAUGGCCGAAUAUCACCCAAGAUAGGUAUUUUCGAUUUCUAGAUGAUGCCCUGAAACUGCCGUCAACUGUUUCCAGCAACUUGCAACAUGCUUUUUGAAUCACAAGUCGGACUCGAUUAUCCGGAGGUUUGAAAAAUUUUCACUCCGGAUUACCGAAUUCUUCGAAUAAUCGAGUCGAUUUUUUUUUUAUUUUUUAUCUUUACUAAUCGGAAGAGUCAGUUUGUUGCUCAAAAGUAUAUUGUAGUUGGUAAAUAUGCCAACAAAAAAUAUACAAAUUAUCUAGCGGCUUUAUGUCAAUGUUUGUCAAAUGUAAAAAACUUAAUCAUAAUGAGAUGAAUCAACCGUGGCAGCUCUCUUGAUGCACAGAAUUAAUUACGCAGUAUAUAGCGCGAAAUACUGCAUUAAAUUUGGCAUUUCUAGAUAGAAUCGACAAAAACACAAGCGUCAUAAAUGUAAACAAAAUAUGAAAUGGAAGAAAAUAAGAUGACUCCGGAUAAUCGAGCCAUUUUCUCCGCAUAAUCGAGCCACGGCUAAUCGAGCCCCUGGAUGAUCGUGCCUCCGGAUAAUCGAGUUCGACUUUUACUUGAAUCCAAUCAAAUCACGCGCCUCUUCAGGAAUCAUUCAAAAAAGAGCUGAAAGAAAACUAUUGCUUAAGUUUAUUGCGUGUUCCCUAACUUAUUGCAAAACACACAUUGACAUUAAACAGGCUACGUUAAAGUUGCGGCCAUGUCUCAUCCACGACUUCUUCAACUUUUUUGCCUGCAGUCCGUGCUAAGAGAAUACAAGUUUUAUACAUGUUGGACACUAAAAAACAGACAAAUUAGUAGAAAAUUUUGUCACCCGAUGUUGCUACGAUAAUUUUGCCAUCUUGUGCUAGAUUUUCUGAAAUUGACUUUUGUUAACCAUUCUCAGAGAUCAAGUCAAAGACUAUGAAAAAAAUCCAAAAUUAAUUUGCCUUGUCUACCGUCUUGAACAACCAACUAUGAAAUUUAUUGUGCAACGCUUUGUUUCGCUGGGUUACAGCUAAUCAAAUAUUUACGAGAUUACCGCAAAGAAAGGGGACAAUCGAUCGAAGGGAAGCCUGCUUCCGGGCGCUCCACUGCGACAACACGGCGAAAGUGAAAAAGGCAAAUCGCUGGAAAAGUGGCUCAUUUUUGUCACUCGUUUGGAAGAUUACAGUGAAUGGCAAACAAAACUUGUCUGACUUCGGUAAGUGUAUUGCUUGCUAAUUCCAUUGAGAUAAUAGUAAGUGACAAUGCGAAGUACGCUUGACAUUCCAAGUUUUCUGAGAUUUUUGUUACUUUUGCUGGCGAGAAAGAGAUCGCUCCAUCACAGUUAGUUAUGGCCAUUUUUAGUACCACCUGUAUUUUUAAUGUAUGCAUUCUAAAUUUUUGAAGCAUGUAAUGUCCGAAAAAAGUUCAGCUUUCAUACUAAGGUUGCGGCUCAGAUACACUUUUGUUCCUCGUUUCUCAAAUUACAAACACCUAUGUUUAAGCACGAGGAACAAUAUUUCACCCCCCACCCGUGUCUAACCUUAUUCAUCCAUGAUUUAUACUCAUACGACCGGAGAGAAGCGAAUAAAAUGCACGGAAACGAAGAGGAAACAUCAUAUAUUUGUCAUCAUCCACCGGCUAGGUUCGCCAAACGCUAGGAAUUGCUAACAACGGGCAUGAAUUAUGGAUCAAUUUUAUCAGGCCACGCGUCAACUGGUUCUUUGCUUUUUUCACAAUGCAUAGAAUUUUUCAGAGAUGUUCGAAUAUAGUUUUAAUAUCGAUAUGGCGAUUUCGCGUUCUAUUUUUUUUUUUUAUAAUUAUGUGUUAAGUAUUGGAAGGUGCAGUAAUUAUGACAUAAAAAUGUGUAUAGUAUACCGAUGGUCGAAUGGUCGAACCUUACUAGUAUAAAAGUAUUGUAGAAAAUGAUUUAUAUUCGCUGCUCCGGAUCGGCAUAACAAAACAAAUCAAGAUAUUCGGGAUCAUACGCAACAGACUAGGAGAAAUUUCUUCACAUGUACAUCACAGCAGGGGGAGGAGGCACACGCAAACACACUUUUCUAUCACCAGGCCGGCAUUGUUGUCAUCGUUGUUGUUUUUCUACAUACAUCUAAAUGAGUACAUAAUGCACUAGUGAAAAUCGAUCUGUUAGUUAAGUAGUACUCGAGGACGCAAUGUCCGAAACAGCAAAGCAUAACUGACCGAGCGAAACUCUCACGCAUUAUACAGCCAACAUAGAGCACCGCCCUCCAAGCGAUCGCGACAAACAUCAACCAUUUAUGUUAAGUUUAUACACAGCCAAACAGCAAACCGUGGAAUGCGGGAAUAUUGUGAACAUAGAAUAAAUAUGAACAUGUAAUAAUGAAUGACCAUUCGGAGGGGAAACUGCAGCAGUAAAAAAAGAAAAAAUGAACAGUGCACGAAGAUCACGUAUGAGUACUAGUUAUGGUUAAUAAACUAAAUCGAUAACACGCCAUGAUGAAGAUGUUAUCGAGUGUACACUCAAAUGACAGACAUUAUUUCUUUUAAUCAAUUCGUUCAAUCCGAUCGACGACGAUAAUAAAAACUGCUUUACCAACAUA
Molecule: messenger RNA, 12729 nt
Organism: Wyeomyia smithii (pitcher-plant mosquito)
Lineage: Eukaryota; Metazoa; Arthropoda; Insecta; Diptera; Culicidae
Exons: 4
Coding region: 2751-3377 (208 amino acids)
Source: RefSeq, a predicted model, not a curated record